AUGCUUUCCCUUACUGAAAGGGAGGCUGGUUACUCAGCGGAUUUGUCAGGACUACUGUACAUUCGGCGCUCCAUCCCCAAUUUCGACAUCUACCAGCGGCGCUCAUCCAUUUCUGGAUGGGCCGAUCGCCCGGGGGCCAAUAUUUGCACCUGGUCAGGUGUCACAUGCAACAGCAACGGCAGUGUCACCGGCCUCAAUUUCUUAUCGACCACCUCGGUGCUCAUAGGCCAAAUCAGCGAUGUGCUAUAUGGAGCAUCGCUGGUGCCGAACCUGGUGUCACUGGACCUGUCAGGCAACGCCUUCACAGGGACUCUGCCCCCUGGCCUCACCAUGCCAAACCUGCAGUACCUCAGCUUGACCGACAAUUACAUCCAGGGGGAGUUGCCCGCGGCCUGGGGCAUGGAUGGGGCGUUCCCUCAGCUGCAGGAGCUGGAAUUGGGGCAGAAUCAAGAUCUUGGAGGGACGCUGCCUGCUGCGUGGGGCAGCGAUAAUAGCAGCCUGACAGCUCUCCAGCUCUUCAAGGUCAGCACGGGCAGCGUUAAGGGCAGCCUGCCUGCCCAAUGGGCCCAGAACCUGCCCGCCAUCACCAACCUCAAUAUCUCCAACAACCUGAUCUCGGGCACGCUGCCACCGGAGUGGAGCGCCAUGAACCUAACAAAUCUCAAACUGGACCGCAACCUCAUACAAGGUAGCAUUCCCGGCACAUGGGGUGCCAAUGGGUCCUUUGGCGCGCUCACAGCACUGUCGCUCUACAGUAACUUUCUGUCGGGCACCCUUCCUGCAGCGUGGUCAGUGGAAGGUGCUAUGCCUGCCCUUCAGGUCAUUGAUGUAUCUAGGAACAACCUCUCAGGGACUGUGCCGUCCGGAUGGGGCAUUCCAGGGCAGUCCCUCUUUGUCACCUCAGGCAACCUGUUCUGUGGACCAACGCCCACAAAGUACCAAGUCUUCAUUUGCCAGCAGUUCAGACUCGGCUGCAGCACAACAGGGGCGUUCCCUCCGCAGUGCCCAGCUGCCCCGCCAGCUCAGCUGCCAGCUCCUCAAACCGGCAGUGCCAACGACUAUGCAGUUCUGACAAGGCUGCAGGGAGUCAUACUCAGGGGCAAUCCACGGGGCCGCAGUGAUUCUUUGUGGGACGAUGGACAGCCUUUCUGCAGUUGGCUAGGAGUUCAGUGCGGCCGAGAUGGCCAGGUACGGGCGCUAAAUCUGAGCAUUCCCGUUUACGGGCCACCGGUGCAGCUGCCACAGCCCGGCGUUCCAGCCAGUGUGACGCUCGGUGUGGACGGCGAGAUCAGGGGAUUGAUUGCAGAGUUUCUGACUCUGGUGUCAGGCCUGCCAGCGCUGCAGUCUCUGGACGUGACUAACCAGUGGCUGAUUGGCACUCUGCCCGCCAACAUCAGCUUCCCUCGACUGACAGAGCUGCGACUCACAUAUAAUGACCUUCAGGGGACGCUGCCGAGUGAGUGGGCGGACAAUGGGGCGUUCCCUGCGCUGCGUCUGCUGGCACUCGACAAGAACUGGCGCCUUGGGGGAUCUCUGCCGGCUGCUUGGGGCAGAAACUCCAGCAGCAUGACUAAGCUGGAAGUGCUGACGCUAGGGUUUGCAAACCUGACUGGCCCCGUACCGCCGUCCUGGGCCAAUCAGCUGCCGCUGCUCAGCGUGGCAUACUUGGGCUUCAACACACUCUCAGGCAGCCUGCCCGUAGAGUGGCAGUCCAUGAACGCCAUCACAAACUUCCAUGUGGAGGGGAAUAACAUCACCGGCACCCUGCCAGACCAGUGCGCUCAUUUCCUGUGCCGCAUGAUAUCUCCCUGUCAGGUGGGGCAAUGGCGGCGCGCAGUCGUGGCCGGAACGCUGCCAGCCUCCUGGGGCGCGGACGGGUCGAUGCCAGCUGUCUCUGACAUCAUCCUGGAUCGCAACAAUCUGACAGGGAGCAUCCCCCCCUCUUGGGGGGCGUCAGGGGACGGGACCCCCCGUUUUCCAAAUCUGAAGCGUCUCACUCUUCUGCCAGGGAACCCGAACCUGUGCGGCCCAAUCCCUCAGGGCCUGCCAGUGUUCACGAAUGACAGCGGUGGGCAGCAGGUAUUCAGCCUGCCUUACAGCUGCUCUGGAGCGCCGCUCUCGGCACCCGCGCCGACGCCGGCCGCUCUAGAGCCGGCCGCUGCCGCACCGGCCCCCGCGGACGGUGUCGGUGCUGCAUCCACGGCACACAGCAGCAACCUUAAGGGAUGGAACGGAUUAAUAGCCGGAGUAGUAACCGGCGGCUGCGCGCUGGCGGCCGUCGUCCUUCUCGCGGCGUUCCUGCUGCUGCGGCGCCGCAAUAAGCUGCGCCAACAGCAGCUGACGAAGAUAGUGGACUCCUGCGGAAAGGUGUCGUGUUGUGAGCACGGGGGCAUGCACGGGGAGAUGCAUGACUCCGACAGCAUUAUUCCCCCGAGCAGCGGGGGGCCUCCGGCCAGCUACAUUCCCUAUACCGCCCUAAUCAGGCUCCCAAAGAAAUCUCACUCCGGCAGCGGCCUCAUCGUGGGAAAGCACUCAGGGAACACAGGAGGAGGGAGCGCCACUGGAUGGAGCCCGCGGGCGGGCAGCCAGCUGGCAGAGCCGAGCAGCCUGGGCGCAACAACGGGCAGCUUGGGCAGCGAGGGCAUUGCGCAAGAAGCGCUGGCCAGAACUUCCCUGCCGCACAUAAUGCCCCUGCGCGACUGGGAGCUAAACUUGGACGCGCUCCAGGUGGAGGUUGACGAGGAUGGCGAGGAAGUGGUAUUAGGGCGGGGGGCAUUUGGGGUGGUGGUAAAGGGGACUUACAGAAUGGCGCCUGUGGCCAUCAAGAGGAUGAAGGAUCAAUCCCCAGAGCAGCAGGAGGACUUCCUUAAAGAGAUGGCAAUUCUGCGCGCGUGCCGGGGCAGCCGCUACAUCGUUCCCUUUGUCGGCGCCAGCCUGCUGCCGGGGGACACUAUUCUGGCGAUGGACUUCAUGGAGAAUGGGAACCUGUGGGAGGCGCUGACGCGACUGGGGCGCAAUGGGCGGCCGGUGUUCCAGUGGAACGCGCGCGGCCGGCGAGUCGCGCAUGACAUUGCCCUCGGACUGCACUUCUUGCACGACCUCAGGGUGGUGCAUCUGGACCUGAAGUCCUGCAACGUGCUAAUAGCCGCGGACGGCACAGCCAAGAUCAGCGAUGUUGGUUUGGCGGCGCUGAUGAGUAAUCAAUACCUCAGCAGAACGGCACCUGCCGGCACAUGGGCGUGGGUGGCACCAGAAGUCCUGAUGGGAGGCAGGGUGACACACAAGGCCGACAUAUACAGCUUUGGCAUUGUGCUGUGGGAAAUCAUCACUACUGAGCGCCCGGCAUGGAGGGGAAAUCUCAGGGACAUCAGUGUGCCAGAAGAAGCACCGCAGGAGAUAGCGGACCUGGUGCUCCGGUGCACGGGUGACGCCGAGACACGGCCGGAGGCGCAGGAAUGCGCGAAAAUCAUUGGACACUACACUCUGGACGGCGACGCCAGCGUCAAGCGCCGGUCCACUGGCUCCGGCCGGCUGCGGCCAGCGGCCGCCGCCGCCGCUGUGCAGGCGGAGCAGCAGCGGGGGGACCCAGGAGUGCCGGUGGGGGAACUCCGACAUCCGAUGGGGGAUCCCGCGCAGCCAUUGGGGUUUGCCCCCCAGCCAGCGGGGGACUCCGAGCUACCACUGGUGCAUCCCGGUGAAUUGCUAGGGGACCCCGAACAGCAGAAGGGGGACCCGACGCAGCCGUCUGGGGGUCCCAUGCAACAACGAGGGGACCCUGGGCAGCCGGUGGGGGUUUCUGAGACGAGUGGCCAGCAGGAAGGAGGGCGUGCGCAGCCGGCAGGGAAUGAGUCGCAGCAGGGGAAGAGCGGUGCUAGGAAGAUACUGGGGAGUCAGUCCGAGAGUGCUGCAAAGCCCGGGCAGCCGGCUGAGAGUUCUUGGCAGCCCGGGGUGGUGUCAGAUGGGGGCAGGCGAGAAUCCCAGCGGGUGUUUCCGCCAAAGUCCCCUUUCGAGAGCUGAGCAGGCGUACUGCUCUUUGCCGAUUUUGAUGGGGAUCCGUUCUGAAACCUGAAGCAUUGCAGCACUGAGCAGCAGAAGCAAAGCUGGUCUGCUUCACCGACACAUCCAGGAACCCCAAAAGAUGACGGAAGCAUCAAAAUUUUGCACGCAAGUUGAAGCGGCGAUUAUCUUACACAAUGGCGUCCUGCGUGAGAAGGGAUUGAACGAGAUGCGCAGAUCUGAGAAUUGCGCAUUUCUGAAAGAUGCCCCGUGAUUUUCAGGGGCUCGCCCUAGCAUUGAUAAGCAUUUACUUUGCACCUUUCUUUCAGUUCCCAUGGUGUGACUUUCUGUCCCGGAUAGUGCUGGGAAAAUUUGACUGGUGUGUUUGCACUGAUCUGAUCUGAAGUCAGGCUUGACGAGCAUUUUGAAAUUGCCCCAGACAGAACUUUGCAGUUGAAUGCAGCUUUGGAUUUAUCUUGUGCCAGAGUGGGUAUAAAAGCACUGGCCGUCAUGGGUAAUGAUCUGCGCUGAUUUGCGCAGAUUGGUUUGCAGACUCAGUCAUGGGUGCUCAGGGCAGAACUAAAUCAGUAAUUACCUAAGGCAUCUUGGGCACCUGUAACAGUGUAUAGAGACGGAUCAUUCAACGGCAUGAAGAAAGACUUCUUCGAAGUGUGAGAACUACGCUUGAACGUUGAACGUUGGACACUUGACUGCGGUGUUGGCCGAUUGAUCAAAGAGCAGUACAUACCUCAGGCAUGCACACUAUAUAAGCCGCAGAAAUGUUCGGGCGUGCGGAAAUGUAUUGGCAACAUUUAUUAUU
Molecule: messenger RNA, 4816 nt
Organism: Coccomyxa subellipsoidea C-169
Lineage: Eukaryota; Viridiplantae; Chlorophyta; Trebouxiophyceae; Coccomyxaceae
Exons: 24
Coding region: 1-4017 (1338 amino acids)
Biological process (GO): protein phosphorylation
Cellular component (GO): plasma membrane
Molecular function (GO): ATP binding; protein binding; protein kinase activity
Source: RefSeq, a predicted model, not a curated record